Molecule: messenger RNA, 1690 nt
Organism: Cyprinus carpio (common carp)
Lineage: Eukaryota; Metazoa; Chordata; Actinopteri; Cypriniformes; Cyprinidae
Product: ribose-phosphate pyrophosphokinase 1
Biological process (GO): 5-phosphoribose 1-diphosphate biosynthetic process; ribonucleoside monophosphate biosynthetic process; purine nucleotide biosynthetic process
Cellular component (GO): ribose phosphate diphosphokinase complex; cytoplasm
Molecular function (GO): magnesium ion binding; ATP binding; ribose phosphate diphosphokinase activity
Source: RefSeq, a predicted model, not a curated record
AGUAGAAGACGCAGAGGAAGACGUGACGUGUGUCCGCGCGGAUGUGUGACGUCACGCGCGUCACGUCCAGAAUCCACUAUGGCGGAAAGGUAGUGGCGACUCACACUUUACCGGUAAUAUCGACAUCGGAUAGCAGAUAUCUGAACGAUACACCAUCCUCCGUUUCCGGCUCACGCGCACACAUCCCAUUCCCUCGUGCACUCUCUCUGAUCUCCGCGGAACUGACACAAACAUGCCAAAUAUCAAGAUUUUCAGCGGCAGCUCCCACCAGGAUCUGUCUCAGAAGAUCGCGGACCGUCUCGGACUGGAGUUAGGAAAAGUGGUGACGAAAAAGUUUAGCAACCAAGAGACGUGUGUGGAGAUUGGAGAGAGUGUGCGUGGAGAGGAUGUGUACAUAGUCCAGAGCGGCUGUGGUGAAAUCAACGAUAACCUUAUGGAGCUUCUGAUUAUGAUCAACGCCUGCAAAAUCGCAUCGGCCUCCCGAGUCACAGCGGUCAUCCCCUGCUUCCCUUACGCCCGGCAGGACAAGAAGGACAAGAGUCGGGCACCCAUUUCUGCCAAGUUGGUGGCAAAUAUGCUGUCGGUGUCUGGUGCAGACCACAUCAUAACCAUGGAUCUGCAUGCAUCUCAAAUACAGGGCUUCUUUGACAUACCAGUGGACAACUUGUAUGCAGAGCCUGCCGUUUUGAAGUGGAUCAAGGAGAACAUCCCCGAGUGGAAAAACUGCACGAUCGUGUCUCCUGACGCUGGAGGAGCCAAGAGGGUCACCUCCAUCGCAGACAGGCUCAAUGUUGACUUCGCCCUCAUUCACAAAGAAAGGAAGAAGGCCAACGAGGUGGACCGCAUGGUUCUGGUGGGAGAUGUGAAAGACCGGGUGGCCAUACUGGUGGAUGAUAUGGCGGACACCUGCGGCACCGUCUGCCACGCUGUUGAUAAGUUAAUAUCAGCAGGAGCCGUUAAGGUGUAUGCCAUCCUCACCCACGGCAUCUUCUCUGGACCAGCCAUUUCACGCAUCAACAACGCCUGCUUCGAGGCCGUAGUGGUGACCAACACGAUUCCUCAGGAGGAGAAGAUGAAGCACUGUCCCAAAAUACAGGUCAUCGACAUUUCCAUGAUCCUCGCCGAGGCCAUCCGCAGGACGCACAACGGCGAGUCCGUGUCGUAUCUGUUCAGCCACGUUCCUUUGUAAGGUGUUCACCGCGACCAGACCAGGAGCCGCUCCCUCCUUCAUCUGAACGAGUGAAUGUGUCCCCAGAGCCUUCAUCAAUCCUCCCUCAAACCCGUUUUCACCAAAUCUCUGUUACGCUCUGUGACUGCGGAAGUUAGACGUAAGGUUAACCGGAGCCAGAACCAGUCACAACCUCAUUUUAUUUAUUUGCAUCCAUUUGUAUUAAUUCCUGUGCUUUGAGAAAAGUAAAGUCACUUGAUGAAUGAAGCGGCGGAGAAAUGACUUGGAAAUCAUUUUUGAAGAAAAUCGGUGGACAGGCUUUCUUCUGAGUUUUAAGAUGUAGUUUUUAGCUCGUGCACUUCGCAGGCCGCAGUUCAACGGUAGAUUCUUAACAAAAAUUGGUUUUAUUUCACUUAACUGGUUUUGCUUUUCAAUUAUGUUUUUAAUAACUCUUUGUACAUGAACAUUUCUUUGAAUAAAAAAUAUCAUUUUGGUUACAUUAUGCCAUUCUGAUAGCCCUCA